Messenger RNA from Xenopus laevis (African clawed frog), 4698 nucleotides. It is a transcript of the gene grhl1.S, whose product is annotated as grainyhead like transcription factor 1 S homeolog. The coding region runs from base 252 to 2114 and encodes 620 amino acids. Gene Ontology annotation, biological process: regulation of transcription by RNA polymerase II; positive regulation of transcription by RNA polymerase II. NCBI's taxonomy places the organism in Eukaryota, Metazoa, Chordata, Amphibia, Anura, Pipidae. Gene Ontology annotation, cellular component: nucleus. The record is from RefSeq and is a predicted model, not a curated record. The transcript has 16 exons. Gene Ontology annotation, molecular function: DNA-binding transcription factor activity; RNA polymerase II cis-regulatory region sequence-specific DNA binding; DNA-binding transcription activator activity, RNA polymerase II-specific.
UGUGUGUGGCCUCCUGAUCGCUGCCGCAGCUGGGGGAUCUCUCUUACACUCCCUGCACCUUAUAUUCAUUUAUUCCCCAUUAACCCAUUUAUAUAGCAGGGAUGUUAAAGUGCAACUCCCAGCAUCCAGCCAAAUUCUCAAUCUAUUUCUGUAGUGCUGCUGCUUUAAAUGCGCCCCCAUAGCCUCUCUGCUUAUCCUCAUCCCCCUUCAGUCCAUGGAAUCGGUGUCUUUAUUGGGAUUGUGAGUUUGAUAUGGCAGCUCCCCCCCAGAAUAGUAAACGGCCGGUGUUGGUGCUUCAGAACGAUGGGCUGUAUCAGCAGAGGAGAUCCUACACCAAUGAGGAUGAAGCCUGGAAGUCCUUUCUUGAAAAUCCCCUAACAGCGGCCACCAAAGCCAUGAUGAGCAUAAAUGGAGAUGAAGACAGCGCGGCCGCCUUGGGACUUUUGUAUGAUUAUUACAAGGUUCCAAGGGAAAGGAGGCCGUCGGCAGCAAAGCAGGAGCACGACCACGUGGAGCAGGAGCACAGCAAAAGGAAUGGUUUGCAUCAGAUCAAUGAACAAGCCCUGCUUGCAGAGAACAGGGUGCAGGUACUGAAAACGGUGCCCUUUAACAUAGUGGUACCCCUGGCCAACCAGGUGGAUAAAAGAGGUCACCUGACCACGCCGGACACUACAGUCUCUGUUGCUCACCCCAUCAAAACCGAAUCCCAGAGCCAUUGCUUCUCUGUGGGCCUUCAGAGUGUGUUCCACACGGAACCGACAGAACGGAUUGUCGCCUUUGACCGAAAUGUCCCUUCUGAUCACUUCACCCCUAACAGCCAGCCCCCUAAUUCCCAGAGGCGCACCCCUGACUCCACAUUCUCCGAAACAUACAAGGAAGAUGUUCCAGAGGUUUUCUUUACACCUGACCUGAGUCUACGAAUGGGCAGCAUGAAUUCAGAAGACUAUGUUUUUGAUUCUGUUGCUGGGAAUAACUUUGAAUAUACCCUUGAGGCGUCGAAAUCCCUUAGGCCUAAACCCGGGGACAGCACGAUGACCUAUCUGAACAAAGGCCAGUUUUACCCCAUAACCCUAAAGGAGAUUGGCGGCAACAAAGGAAUACACCAUCCAAUCAGUAAAGUCAGAAGUGUGGUUAUGGUUGUGUUUGCUGAUGACAAGAGCAGAGAGGAUCAGCUCCGCCAUUGGAAGUACUGGCAUUCACGGCAGCACACGGCAAAGCAACGAUGCAUAGACAUAGCCGACUACAAAGAGAGUUUUAACACCAUCAGUAACAUCGAGGAGAUUGCCUAUAACGCCAUUUCUUUUACCUGGGACCUGAAUGAUGAAGGAAAGGUGUUUAUAUCGGUGAAUUGCCUGAGUACAGACUUCUCCUCCCAGAAAGGAGUGAAAGGGUUGCCUCUGAACCUUCAGAUUGACACUUACAGCUACAACAAUAGGAGUAACAAGCCAGUGCACAGAGCCUACUGCCAGAUUAAAGUCUUCUGUGACAAGGGGGCAGAACGUAAAAUAAGAGACGAAGAACGUAAACAGAGCAAGCGAAAAGGCAAGUGUUCUGAGCCCAGCUCCCAGAUCAAUACUUUUCAAGAAGUUAAGGUGGGGCUUCUACCAUCUCACAAGAGGACCGACUUCACUGUGUUUAAGCCCAUGAUGGAUCUGGACACUCAGCCUGUCCUGUUUAUCCCAGACGUCCAUUUUGCCAACCUCCAGCGCACCACCCAUGUUCUUCCUAUUUCUCCUGAGGACAUGGAAGGAGAAUUGAGCCCUGGAAUGAAGAGACUUCCCUUCUCCCCUGAAGAGGAUUUCACCGCACCCCCUGCUAAGCUGCCCCGGGUUGAUGAACCAAAAAGAGUUUUGCUCUACGUCAGGAGGGAGACAGAGGAAGUUUUUGAUGCUCUAAUGCUCAAAACACCAACACUGAAAGGAUUAAUGGAGGCUGUCUCUGACAAGUAUGAAGUUCCCAUUGAAAAAAUUGGAAAGAUUUUUAAAAAAUGUAAAAAGGGAAUCCUGGUCAACAUGGAUGACAAUAUAAUAAAGCACUACUCCAAUGAAGACACAUUCCAGCUACAGAUUGAAGAGUCAGGUGGAUCCUACAAACUGACACUCACUGAGAUUUAGGCGUUCGUUAAAGGACCCCAAUGGACCGACACUUAAACCAACAAGUGACUUGCUUUUGGGAAAAAGCCAGGCUUGGUGAUAUAAGCUGAACCAUUGACCACAGCCUCCAAAUGCUUCAUGGACCUUGCCUGCUGGGAGAAACCAAGUCCGGGCAAUGUCAUAACUGCUUACCCCAAAAGUGACCAAUCACCAUCAGACUGAGAAUAUUCAGUGUCACUUGAGAUUUGCUGAAAUGGGUUGCAGGCAGUGAGAAUAGGGUGAGCUGGUGAAGAGAAGAGACCUUAUCAACUAGAGUAUUUCCCAACCAGGAAGUUGACUUUCCUCUGAGCAGCAGUUCUUGGCAUAUUACAAUUAUGAACUUUUAAUAUGCAUUAUCUUGUUUUCCUAUAAUGAAAACCAAGUCAGGCUAACGAUUCAGUCUAUCCUUCUCUUUGUCUAAUGAAUGCCAUCUGUGCAUGCCAGGAUGGGGCCCUCGCUCUGUCAGAGGCACCCACAAUGUCUUGCAGUGUCAGGGAAGCCAAGGCUGUUCCUUCUUUUUUCUAUGCAACUUAUAACUAAGUGCCUUGUAUGUGAAGAACAAAAAUGCGGGUUUUGUGAUGCAACUUGGUGGCCAUGAAGCUGCAAUGUAAAUAGAACGUGCAAUACAUUUUUUUUUUUUUUUUUUUGUAUUUGUAAAUGUGUAAAUAUAUUUUCAUAUUCUUCAUAAAUAAUAUAUAGAAGUUUUGGGAUGUGUGUGUAUAGGACACAGAUAGGCAAGCUCUGUGAUAAGUUUGGCAAACAGCAUGCCUUCUGGGAAACUCCUGUUUUGGGAAGGAGGGGGAAGAGAUUCUCUGCAUUGAUUGGCUUAUUUCAAUGUUGCUAAAGUAUGGUUACAAUGAUAACAUAAGGAGGUGUGCUGCUUUCACAUAGAAGAACCCACCAGUCAGUCUCUUUCCAUGGCUCAGUGGUUUAGGUAGACCUUACUGUGCUGAUGCUCCUCAUUAAAACCACACACUGGGAACCUCCACUAUUGGAAGUAUGAAGCCUUGAUAGAGUCUUGCUUGUAUUUUUCCCUUUAAUUUUAAAAUGUAUUAAUCUAGUGAAGUCUAAGGGGGAAAAUAUGCUUUUAUUUUACAUAUAGCUUUCUUUUUAUUAAAUUAUUUCAGGGGGUGGUGGGAAGGGGCAUUUUUAUCUUGCUGCCAUCUGAAUGAUUUCCUCAUUAGAGGAAAAAAAAGUGGCAAAGACCAUUAUAAAUUAAUUAGUAAAGUAGAUUUCCAACAUAUUAAUCAUGGACAACUCUGCAUCAUUAAACAUAAUGUUUGGUUUUGCCUGAAUGCAUAGAAACCAUUGACCUCUUGUGUUUUCCUAUUGUAUAUAAAAGCUACCAAGCCAAUUCUGGAAGAGCAAUGUUUACAAAGUACCUUUAUUUUAUUUUUUCUGCUGUCAUAGAAGCCAUAGCUCUGUUUUACAGAUGCAUUUGAUCCAUACUGCAGGCUACUGUCGUAUUAUAGUAGUUUGCAAUCAUCAUAAUUCAUUAAAAUUGGUAUUUGCCAACAAAUUUGUAUGAAGCAAAAGCAGUGUUCCCAGGUAGGACAUACACAGUGCUACGCAAUAUGUUGGCGCUAUAUAAAUACAUGUUGAUAAUAAUAAUACUUGUGUUGCCACCCAUAUCAGCCCCCAGGCCUUGUCCGCUGUGAGUGUUUUAUGGAGAAACCCACGGGUGGAUCAGCACGUUGAUAAUCAUGUUGGCAGAUUGACUUUUAAUACCAAUACAUAGGAAUUUAACUAAAAAUAUAGGACUCUUCAAAAAUACCCUCGCAUAUUUCACAUUUACUUUUCCUCUACGGUGUUGACCCAUUUGCAGAAAGUCUUUACAGAACAUGUUUUAAAACUGAUUAUCCCCAAAAAUGGUCCCAGGGGGCAGAUCUAUUGUAAUAUAUUCCCUUGAUAGUGUAAAAACAUUUGAAAACACUUAUUUUGUUCUGGAAAAUGUUUUGUAAUUGUGUGUGAAUAUAUUUUAUGUAUAUAUUUAGUUUACUCUAAGUUGCAAGUUUUUACUUUCUUGAACUUCAGGGACAGAACUUGAAAAUGUUCUAUAUACAAAUAUAAUUUCUUUUCCAAGCUGCUUAAAAUAAGUAAGGAAUGGCUAGGGAGAUAUCUAUAUGUAUUACUGGUAGGGAAGGAGGUUUUCAAUAAUGAUUAGUAAUUGUAUCAGUCUCCGAACGCAGUGUUUUUUAACCCAUUAUUUAACCUCAGACAAAGCUGGGUUUUUGGCUGUUUGAACACUAAGGAAGCAAACACAUGGCAAUAUGGUAAUUGAUCAUGUUGCUUUAAUGUACCUGUUCUUAUGAUGGGAUCUCUUUAUAUCUAGUACUUGAAGAGUGGGAAUAAGAACAAUAAAUCGGAUAACUUUUCCAGUUGUAGGACCAUCAUUGUUACAAGAAUAUCUGAGCAGUUGGUGGGGCUUCAGGGAAACUCCUGAGCCGGUGGAUUUGGGGGUCUGUAGUCUUAGCUUAUAUAUGUAUAGUAAGGUGUUGUUUCAUGUUCUAUUUUUAUUGGUUCUGUAUAAAUUUUAACUGGCGAAAAUACAUUUUAUAUUUCAGUU